This is a messenger RNA of Symbiodinium pilosum, 714 nucleotides long. The record is from the annotation of a GenBank genome assembly. NCBI's taxonomy places the organism in Eukaryota, Dinophyceae, Suessiales, Symbiodiniaceae.
AUGUCCCAGGAACCCAAGGACGAAGAGGAAGAGACCGUGGCCGGGCGCACGGUGCCCGUGCGCUUCGCUGCUUUGGGCCUCGUGGCCCCCUGCCACGCAAUCCUGGUGACUGUGUCGAGGCUCUAUACCUCUGGAAGUGCCACCAGGAGAGCCAUCUUUGGCUUAGGCUGCCUCUGUGCGAAUGCCUGGCGCACCAUUCUUUGGUUGCUGCCGGUGAUUACCUACGCCGCUGUUCGCUAUGCAGAUGUGGUAUGGAAGGACAGCAAAUACCAAAUCUUGGAAGGCUGCCUCAUCGGGCACGCAGUGGCUUCUCUGUGGGUGGUGAUUUCCUUAUUGUUUUUUUCGCAUCGGAAUUUCGACAUGCCCUACAAGGAGCGACCGCGAGCACCGCUGCGGCUGCGGGCAGCAAGGUAUCUUUUUUGGUUCGUAGUCUUUGGCACCAAGUUCCUCGUGGCAGUCAUUCUCUUCAUCUCCGUCUUUGCAUUGAUUUUAGAUCUGCAACUGGAGCCCUUGGGCCGUGCCACAUCCACGGAUAUCCGGAUCGCUUGGUACAGCAGCGUUUGGGCACGUGAUGUGCUUAUCUGGUUGUGGCUAUGGUUUUCCAGCCUUUUUAUCUUUUGUGCUGACACACAGCUCUGGUUUACCGUUGGUUGUACCUUCAUGGGAAUCGCGAUUACUUUUGUACAGUGGCUUGGACGCAUUGAUGGGGGUUGA